Candidula unifasciata is the source of this 1199-nucleotide messenger RNA. The record is from the annotation of a GenBank genome assembly. Lineage: Eukaryota; Metazoa; Mollusca; Gastropoda; Stylommatophora; Geomitridae.
AUGACAACAAACAUCACAGGAAGGAACAUCCGGGAACAUGACUAUAUUCAGUUCCAAUGUGUAGGUCAUGCGAACCCAGCCAGUGUCAUAUGGAGCUGGUACCGCAAUGAUCACCCAAUUAAAGAUGCAACCUCAAAUACUUUCCACAUUGAAGCCAUUUCCCCAGAGUACAACAAGAACAAAAUUUCUUGUGAGGCAACUAAUACGGUGGGAAGUUCACGGGUGGACAUGAUCCUCAAUGUUGAAUAUGGUGCAAGAAUACAAGAGAUCACAGAAGUUGUUGGUGCAGACGUGGGCCAUCCUGCGGAGCUUUCCUGUGAAGCAGACGGCAACCCUGAACCCAGUGUAAUAUGGAGACGUAAGGACAGGACCACAUAUGCUCACCGCACGCUGUCCGUUCAGAAGGUUUACCAGAUAGAGCGUGUUAACAGCCAGGAUUUUGGCUGGUAUGUGUGUACAGCUACAGUGAUUGGAUUCCCAGAUACAAGUAGAGAGGCGAUGUUGUUGAAAAAUGAUCGACCAAACAUGAGGAGCGAAAAACAGCAAAUGGCCACAGAAGGAGAGCGGGGAAAAUUGGAAUGUCUAACAAAUUCCAUUCCGAAACCAAAAUCUAUUAUUUGGUCAAAGGGAGGCAAGGAGAUCAACUAUGCCAUGUCUGGCCGGUUCUCAAAAGAAGAUAAAGAUCUGUUGUAUGGGGCUAGAAGUGUGUUGCACAUCCAAAGUGUACAGUCAGAGGAUUUUGGCAUCUAUAACUGCACUGUGGAAAAUGAUUAUGGCAUUGCAUUUGAUCAAAUUGAGCUUGUACAAAAACAUGUGCUGCCAAUAACCUACAUCAUCAUCUCCAUCAUUGGAGGAUUGGCAGUGAUCUUCGUCAUUGCCCUGGUCUGUGUGUUGUAUCGCAGGUGUAAGAAAGAUGACCAAGGUAGUGUUUUAGGUUCAUAUGCAGACACAGACAGUUCCUCAGACAAGAAGAGAGAAAAAACAGACUCACCAAAUACUUUAAUGGGACAGUUGCGGCAGGACUACAACAAAGAUGUUUAUAGGUUUUCGGCAGACUAUGAUGACAUGCCAUAUAAGGAGCAGCAGGCCAAGGGAAACAACAAUGGUUAUGGCUUUAUUGAACCCUUUGAGGCUUAUUCCGAUAAUCAAAUUUAUGAUGGAGAAUAUGUUCACAGGGGAGACGAUUUGAUUCCAGAGAG